UGCCCAGCGUGGACCUACGUUGUUGCAUGCUCAACCUGGAGACUUGCUCGGCAAGGUGAGACGCGCGGUUCAAGAGUAUAUUUUCGUCACAAAUAUACAAAAACAAACCCAUUUUUUUCUAAAUAAUCAAUACAAAAUAUAAACUUAAUUAAUUUUAAAAUCAAAUACCACUACUGUACUUAUUUAACGAUAGUGCUAUCAGUUCUUGUGCCUUAUCUUUAAGUGCCGUCUUGUUUGUUAUUCGUACGUGAAGUUAAAAUCACGUGUUGGAAUUUUUUUUUAAUGAAAUACUGUUUUUGUUUUUUUUUAAGUGAUAUUUUCUAAUUUAUUGUGAAUUUAUUGUGAAUGUUCGGGGAAAUUAAAAGUGCAGUCUAAAUGUCAAGUGGAUUUAUUGACAAUCUAAGGGAUUAUGUGCAAUUGGUGUAGGAGAAUUUCUCACAACUGAAAAUGUAUUGGAAACGUUGAAUCGAGCAAAAUGGCAACAAAAAAAGGAAAUUCAUUCGACAAAUGUGAAAAGUCGAAUUUUACGAGGGGUUACGAGAAAAAAAUUUCGACAAAACCCAUGGGUUCUUGGAGGGCAUGAGCGCUCAUCAUGUUCAACAAUCGACACGGACUUCAAGUGCCGUCGACCAUUUAUAUUUUUGGCUUGACGUUCAUUCUGCUAGUGAUUCUUAUUGAUAAUCACAAUGUCACAGCUGAUGGAAAUUCAGAAUUUGUCAAAGGCAAAAUUUGCAUUGGAACGAAUGGCCGUCUUUCAGUGACAUCAAACAAGCAGUAUCAUUAUCGAAAUCUUCGUGAUCGAUACACGAAUUGUACUUACGUUGAUGGUAAUUUGGAGAUCACUUGGCUUGAAAAUGAAGAUCUUGACCUCAGUUUUCUUCAGUACAUUAGAGAAGUCACAGGAUAUGUAUUUAUCAGUCAUGUCAAUGUACGAAGAAUUGUUCUGCCAAGAUUGCAAAUUAUCCGUGGCAGAAAUCUCUUUAAACUCAAUAUUCAGGAUAGAGAAUUUGCACUCUUUGUUUCCAUGUGUCAAAUGUAUAAUCUCGAAAUGCCGGCCCUUAGAGAUAUUCUCAAUGGCAGCGUUGGAAUGUUUAACAAUUAUAAUCUCUGUCAUAUAAAAACAAUAAAUUGGGAUGAAAUAAUAACCGGUUCGGGUGGUAAAUAUUAUUAUGUUUAUAAUUUUACAUCACCCGAAAGAGUUUGUCCUGAAUGUGAUAAAAGCUGUGAACAAGGAUGUUGGGGUGAGGGACCUGAGAAUUGUCAAAAAUUUUCAAAAAUGAAUUGCUCACCACAAUGUUGGCAGGGUCGUUGCUUUGGUCCAAAUCCACGUGAAUGUUGUCAUUUAUUUUGUGCCGGUGGCUGUGUUGGUCCAAAGCAAAGCGAUUGUCUUGCUUGUAAAAAUUUCUUUGACGAUGGCGUCUGUACACAGGAAUGUCCACCGAUGCAAAAAUACAAUCCAUCAACAUAUUCUUGGGAAGUUAAUCCCGAUGGGAAAUAUGCUUACGGUGCAACGUGUGUUCGUAAAUGUCCAAUACAUCUUUUAAAAGAUAAUGGGGCUUGUGUUCGUUCUUGUCCGCCAAAAAAGAAGGCACUACAUGGUGAAUGUGUACCAUGUGAUGGACCAUGUCCAAAGACAUGUAAAGGCGUUGAUAAAGUACAUUCGGGGAAUAUUGAUAGUUUUAAAGAUUGUACAAUUAUUGAGGGUUCAAUAACAAUUUUGGAUCAAAGUUUUUGGGGUUAUCAGCAUGUUAAUAAUGAUUUUAGUUUUGGUCAACGUUAUCAACCAAUGCAUCCCGAUAAAUUGGAAGUGUUUAGUACAUUAAAGGAGAUUACAGGUUUUUUGAAUAUACAAGCGGAUAAUGAAAAUUUUACUUCAUUAUCAUAUUUCAAUAAUUUAGAAGUUAUUGGUGGUCGUGUUCUUACGGAAUAUUUUGCAUCACUUUAUAUUGUUAAAACAACAUUGGUAUCGCUUGAUCUCAAAUCAUUGAGAAAAGUCUCAUCGGGCACAAUUGCAAUUGUUGAAAAUAGAAAUUUAUGUUAUGCGAGCAGCAUUAAUUGGGCGAAAAUUAAAAAAUCAUCCGAACACGAUAUUCUUAUGCAGAAUAACAAAAAUAAAACAGAAUGCAUUAAGGAAGGUCAAUGGUGUGAUAGUCAAUGUUCAGACGAAGGUUGCUGGGGUCCCGGUCCCGAAAUGUGUCUCUCCUGUAAAAAUUAUAUGCUCGGAAAUGUCUGCCUUGAGAAUUGCAAUAUUAAACCAGGAAUCUAUCAAACAGAUUCAAAAAUCUGUAAACCAUGUCACGAGGAGUGUGAAGGUACAUGUACAGGACCAAACGCUGAACAUUGCAAUAAAUGUAAACACGUUCGUGAUGGUCCAUUUUGUGUGAAACAAUGCCCACUAUCAAAAUACAAUGACAAUGGACAAUGUAAACAUUGUCAUGAAAAUUGCGUUGGUGGUUGUGAGGGUCCAGAAAAUAAUAUUGGAUCAAAUGGUUGUCACAGUUGUGAGAAAGCAAUUAUGAAUGGCAAAAUUCCUGGCAGUUGUUUACAAAAAAAGGAUUCAUGUCCUGAUGGUUACUAUUACGAAUGGAUUAGCCCUCAGGAGCAGGGAAAAUUGAGACCACUUGCAGGAAAGGCAGUUUGUCGAAAAUGUCAUUCACGAUGUAAAAGAUGUACAAAUUAUGGAAUUCAUGAACAAGUUUGUCAAGAAUGUGUUAAAUAUAAAAGAGGUGAACAAUGUGAGGAUGAAUGUCCCUCGGAUCAUUUUGUCAAACCUGAUACAAGAUUAUGUUUACCAUGUGACAGUGAAUGUCGAGAAUGUUACGGUCCAGGAUCAAAUGAAUGCUUUAGAUGUAGAAAUUUCAAAAUAUUUUCGGAAGGUGAUCCAACGGACAAUACAACUGAUUUUAAUUGUACAGAAACGUGUCCUUUGGAUUAUUAUAAAACAUUUCCGGAGGAACACUCAUUGGUUGGCGAUCCAUUUUGUUCGCUAACACCUGCGGCUAUUAAAAAGGAAGACGAUUUUAAUAUAUUUAUUGUAUCGGGUUCGGUUGUAACAACAACGUUAAUAUUCUUUAUGAUUGGAUUUACAAUAUAUGUUAAAUGUCGACGAAUGAAGAAUAAAGAAAAUACAGUUAAAAUGACAUUGGCUUUAACUGGUUUAGAUGAUAAUGAACCGUUAAGGCCAACUGGUUUAAAGCCAAAUUUGGCAAAAUUACGUAUUAUCAAAGAGGAGGAAAUGAGAAAAGGUGGUAUACUUGGAUAUGGGGCAUUUGGUAAUGUUUAUAAAGGUGUUUGGGUGCCAGAGGGUGAGAAUAUAAAAAUUCCCGUUGCCAUUAAAGUACUUCAUGAGGGUACAAAUGUUAAUACAUCAAAAGAAUUUCUUGACGAAGCCUAUAUUAUGGCAACAGUUGAUCAUCCAAAUCUUUUACAAUUACUUGCCGUUUGUAUGACAUCGCAAAUGAUGUUGGUCACACAAUUAAUGCCACUUGGUUGUUUACUUGAUUUUGUACGUAAUAAUAAAGAGAGAAUUGGAUCAAAACCAUUGCUCAAUUGGUGUACACAAAUAGCACGCGGUAUGGCAUAUCUUGAAGAAAGAAGAUUAGUACAUCGUGAUCUUGCCGCUAGAAAUGUUCUUGUACAAACAAGUACAUGUGUUAAAAUAACAGAUUUUGGUCUCGCUAAAUUAUUAGAUAUUAAUGAAGAACAAUAUAAAGCAGCCGGUGGUAAAAUGCCUAUUAAAUGGUUAGCACUCGAGUGUAUUCAACAUAGAGUAUUUACACAUAAAUCCGAUGUUUGGGCAUUUGGAAUAACAAUUUGGGAGGUACUCACUUAUGGUGGACGACCAUAUGAAAAUGUACCGGCAAGAAAUGUGCCUGAAUUAUUAGAGAAGGGCGAAAGACUUCCUCAACCUCCAAUUUGUACAAUUGAUGUCUAUAUGAUUAUGGUUAAAUGUUGGAUGCUCGAUGCGGAAUCAAGACCUUGUUUCAAAGAAUUAGCUGAGGAAUUUGCAAAAAUGUCCAGGGAUCCUGGGAGAUAUCUUGCAAUUAUUGGUGAUAAAUUCAUGAUACUGCCAUCGUUUACGUCACAGGACGAGAAAGAUAUGAUAAGAAAUCUUGCCACUGGUAUGGAUGGACUUGAGUCACUAAUGGAUACGGAUGAGUAUUUGCAACCAAAAUCAAGAGCUCCCUUACCACCUGGUAUUUUAACAACAAGCACAUCUGGUUCGCCACCAAAUACACCAAUGAAAACAUGCUGGCCAAAUGGAAUGUCCCUGGCGACUGAUUCGCCAACGCCUCAAAAUCAACAGAAUUGGGAUAGAGAAUUUUUGAGAUAUAAUUCAACGCAUGGAAAUGGAAGUACAUCGCACGAUCAGGGUUCAACAAUUUCUGGACAACAUGGACAUUAUGUUCACGCGAAUGGACAUUGCGGACCAAUGACAUCCGAUGGCUCAAGUUCGAGAUAUUGUUCAGAUCCCCUAAAAAUGGUCGUAAGAGAUUGUGAUGUAACGGACGACUGUUUCGACACGAAUAUUAGUUCUGUGCAUCAACAAGCUCAAGUUGGUAAUUUAAAAUUGGAUCUUCCAGUAGACGAGGAUGAUUAUCUAAUGCCAUCGCCUCAAAUUCCCACCAAUACAACGCAAUACAUAGAUCUCAUCGGGGAUACCAAAACCACGGAACCCGAACAUAAAAGAAAAAUGAACGGCUAUAGAAAAUAUCCUGAUUUUAUAACAAUUGCCGGCAAGACAUCAUUAGAUAAUCCAGAGUACAUAAUGUCACAAGAUGAAGGGCCAUUAACACCACAAACUUUAGGCAUUCCAACGCCCGAUCUUGAGAAAGUCCUAACAAAUGGAGCAUUUGGCUCGCAGAGGCAACGAAGUUCCGAGGAAGAAUCGGAUCAUGAAUAUUACAACGAUUUCGAUCGAUUGCAACGUGAAUUGCAACCACUGAAGCCACUUCGAAAAAAUGAAACGACUGUUUGAUAUAAGAAAUCAUCGUGUUAGGUUUAAUUUUUUUUUUUCGCGCGAAUUAUUAAAAAAAAAAUAUUUCAAGGAAUAAUCCUUUGAUAUUUUUGACUGAAAGAAUGGGAGUGUUUUUUUUUUGUUUUUUUUUUAAACACUCAAUUAUCAGUACUUACAAGAGAUUCACAAAAAAAAAAAUGUGAUAACAAAAAAGAAAGAAGUCUUAAUGAGUUGGCAAUGAAACAUGACCGGGACAAAAGAUACUCAUGGAUCCUUGUUCCAUUUUCUCCAUUUUAUUGAUGAUAGUUCAAAUAAAUAUAAUGUGCCAUUAUCAAUGUGGCUUGUAUAUAGAUUGUAACAAGAUUUAGUUUUUAAUAGCAAUUUUACGAAUUCGCAUUCUUCUUUUUACAAAAAAAAAAAAAAACAAAAAACAACAAAAAAACCUAUUAUUAAGAUAUGUAAAUUUUUAAACUAACAAUUUUACGAAUUUUUAAGUAUGAAAAAAAAAAAUUUUGCGACAAUAUUGUCGGGAAAUUUUCUUAAUCGAUUGUUUUAUUUUUUUUUCCCGACGGCAAAAAAAAAAUAUUUGUGUAUAUUGUGCGGAUUGCCGCUGACUGUGAUAGAAAAAAAAAUAUAUAUAUAUACUUUCGUCUUCGAACAAAUAUGACGAUAAGAUAAAAUAUAUGUAGUAUAUUAUAUACUACUGCAUUUUUAUAUCUCUUCUUACUCAUCUACUGUCGUUUUUAACGAUGAGAGUAUUUUAAAGAAGAAAGAAAUUUCAAUUAAAUUUUUAGUAAUAAAGAAAUAAACUAGAAAUUAUUGAAGAAGAAAAGACUUUUAAAUUUUACUUUUAAAUUUAAAAAAAAGAAGAAAUCGAAUUUUAAUUUGAACUUUUUUCAAGUUGUAUACUUGAAAAAAUUUUGUUAUUCAAUGUUUUAAAAUCUAAAAAAUCAAACAAAACUAAUUUAAUGUAAUUUUUUUUUUUUAAAUCAGUGAACAAUUUUAUUCUUAAUAUUUCAAAACACUAAAAAUUUCACUUUUCAUUCAGACAUUCCAAAAAUAUAUUUUAACUUAUAAAUGUUUCAAUGUCAAAAUUUUUUUCAAACAUUCUUCAUUCAAAUGCAAUUUAUAUUUAAUGAAAAUUUUAAAAUACAUUAUAAAAUAUAUUUUGAUUUUUUAAAAACAAUUUUUUAUCUCGAUUGUCCGAUUUAAUGAUUAAAAGUCACUUGUAGCAAUCUCUUUUUAAAAAAAAAGUUAAUAGCCUAGAAUUAUGUUUGUUAUUUAUUUUUUUAAAUGAAUUUGUGACACUUUAUUCACAAAAUGAUGAAAAAAAUUAAAUUAACUUUUAGUAGAGAUUGUCGUGUGACAAAUUUAAUUUCCGCAUAAAAUAUAAAUUUUCUUUAUUUGAUUCAAUAAAUCCUAAUGAUUGAAUUGAAAUUUACGAACAAAUUUUUAAUGUUUAUAUAAAAAAAAAAAAAAAAAUUGUAAAUAUAUAUAAAAAAAAUAGUGUAGAGAUCUUAAGAAAAUUUCUACUAUUGCGUAGAACGAAAGUACUUGAAAUUGCAAUGCAAAAAAUACUUUACUUUAUUCAAAUUCUUUUUUUUUUAACUGCAAUAUAUUCAAAAUUAAAUACGAUAGUUGAAGGAAAAAAAAAAUUUAUGUUGCAUUAUUUAGAAAAUACAUUCAAAAUUUAAAAAAAAUUUUUUUUUAAUUAUUACCGAAAUAAAUUGCAAUUUAGAUAAUUAAAUAUAUUAAGAGAUUAUUUGAAUUAACGCGAAGUGUCUUUUACAAUGUUCUAGUUAUUAAGUGGCAUAAAUUUAUAUUCACAUAUUUACUGUGUCUGUGAAAGUAGAAUAGUACGUGCCAUUUUUGUACAGACAAAAAGAAAAAAAAAUAAGUACUUUAUAGAGAAAAAAAAGGAAUUUUGAGUUAAAAAUUUGGAAUAUUAAAAAAAACAAAUUCGAUCUUAAUAAAUUUGGGAACAAUUUUUUAUAUUUAUAAAUAAUAAUUUAAAAUUCAAAAUUCAUUGAUGAAAUUUAUUCUUAAUAUGAGCAGAAAAUCGAAAAAAAAAAAAAAUAUUUCAUGAUCUUCUGUUCUCGAAAUGCCUUAUCUUUCCUUUAAUAAAGUAAGAUAAUAAAAAAAUGGAUUUGUAAAUUAUAUUAAGUGUUACUAAUUGUAUUUUCUAUUUUGUAAUAUAUUAUACAUAAACGUAUAUAUGAAUUAAUCAAUAUAAAUAUAUAUAUAUAUAUGCUGAAUCAGCACGAAAUCGAGAAAAAAAAGAAACAUGAACGAAUUAUUAAAAACCGAUAAAAUUUUUGAAUUAAUAUUUACAAAUAAUAAUUUACAAUCCCCUUAUCUUUUCUACUGACCGAAUGAAAAAAAAAAUUUGUAAAUUAUUUUGUUGAUCGAUAUAGUAAAAAGAGAAACGCACAUUCGAACGUUGGUUGUGGAAUAGACGUUAUAGAUUUUUAUUAUAUAAAUACCGUUAAAAAAUAUUAUAAUAAAACAUACAAUCUUCAUAAA
Messenger RNA from Leptopilina boulardi, 7480 nucleotides. RefSeq names its product epidermal growth factor receptor (gene Egfr). Lineage: Eukaryota; Metazoa; Arthropoda; Insecta; Hymenoptera; Figitidae. The transcript is spliced from 12 exons. The record is from RefSeq and is a predicted model, not a curated record. Gene Ontology annotation, cellular component: signaling receptor complex; basal plasma membrane. Gene Ontology annotation, molecular function: transmembrane receptor protein tyrosine kinase activity; ATP binding. Gene Ontology annotation, biological process: protein phosphorylation; positive regulation of cell population proliferation; multicellular organism development. Bases 593 to 4978 code for a protein of 1461 amino acids.